AUGAACAAUUGCACGUAUAGUAAGCGCCGAGCGACAUCCCCGAACAUCUGCUCGCCGAAGGCGAAGACGCCAAGGAGCCCAUCCAUCAUCUGGCGGGAAUUUCAAAAAUUGCCGGGCAGCGGUAUGCAGUGCAGGCGAUGCGCGACGAAAUACUCGGGAAAUGCUACGACCAACGCGCUGAGACACUUGGAAAUGAUACACCCCGAGGCCUAUGCUGAACUACGUGAGGAAGAGGCAGCCGUAUUGGCGAAACCGGCACUACAUUUCGAUGACCUGCAUUCGGACUACUUGUUCUACAUUGGCUUGGCGACAGCCAACAUCGCACCUGGAGCCAUUUUGAAUAAUCCCUAUCUUCAGAAGUGGUUUGCGCGUGCUAAGGUCACCUUGCCGUCCGUCGGCGUCAUCGCGCAUUCAAACUCGGGAAAACCGAGGGAAUUGCUUUUGGAUUUGGUUGAUGUCUCGAAGCAACGUCACACGGCAGUUUUCCUAGCAUCGGUUGUCCGUCAAGUGCUCGACGAUUAUGGGAUCAGCCCAGAUCAGCUAGUGGCUGUAACCACGGAUGGGGCUUCAUCUAAUAAGGCCACGGCGACUUCGCUGAAAGUGCCAUGUCUGAGCCCGGGGGCACCAUUGCCGCAGAAAGACUGCCCGACCCGCUGGUAUUCGGCGUACCAAAUGGUGGUUAGUGCUCUGCCGCAGCUGAUUUCGACGCAGGAAGUCAACGAAAUCCAGAAGAUCCUCCAGCCACUUUCUAUCGCCCACGAAUUGACCAAGAAAUUUUCUUCCGAACAUUCGACCGUCGUUACCCGCUUUCGAUUUUGGUCCUCAGCGAAACAACGUCUACGCAACUGUGGAACAAACGAAGCAGAUGGGCUGCUGAUAGCUUUGGAACAAUAUGAAAAGCACUUCACGGAUCACGUUUCCUUGGAGGGAGCAGUUUUUGAUCCCUACGUUUAUGGAAAACUUCUGGAUCCGGAAGAUUGGCGCCUAGCAGUUGAACGAAUAUUGGCGUCGGUAAAUGAUACCAAUCAAGGCCUCGCUGCUACUAUGGCGAGCCAUUCAACUGGUCCGGGCUUCGUCGAUGACGAUCUUUCCGUACUCGGAUUGUCCAUUCAGCCCACGCGAUCGGCGAUUGAGGUGGAAUUCGACCUAUAUAAGGCUACUUCUCUCGAUGCCGAGAAGUUGUCACCCUACGCUGGAUCGGUAGCAAAAUUCUGGGAUGCGCAGCGCUCAGUCGUCGCCUCGAGAUGCCCAACGAUGCCUGCCGCAUCAGUUGCUGUCGAGAGGGUGUUUUCUAUCUGUACGCGGCUGGCUUCGGACCCGAGACGGUGCCGCCUCCAUAACGACACCUACCAAGAAUUUGCGCUCAUUUCGUGCCAGAUCAGCUCCUUGAAGAACAUGUACCGUCGAGAGGCCGAUGAAGAUCGCCUCUUGCUCGAAGCCGAAAUGCUCGCUUUUGGCUGCGAGGUUGUGUCAAAUGAAGACGCCGACGCCGAAAGUGGCGACGAUGAUGACUACUUUGAGCAUGCCGAACAAGAU
Messenger RNA from Mesorhabditis spiculigera, 1536 nucleotides. NCBI's taxonomy places the organism in Eukaryota, Metazoa, Nematoda, Chromadorea, Rhabditida, Rhabditidae. The record is from the annotation of a GenBank genome assembly.